GGCUUGAAGGUGCAGUCAGACUCUCGGACAUCGUCGAGUGCCCGCACCAGUUUGUUCUCAACCAGCAAGACACAUACUUGGGCCACUUACCGUCGGUCUUCGCGCUAUUAUCCCACCUUGAAAUACGCGAGUUCACGUGUGUGUGUGUGUGUGUGUUGUUUUUUCAACCUUCCACUCGUUUUUGUCUGACGCUUGUUAGUACGUUCUCUUCGCCAGGCGCCUCACCAUUGGAUUAAGUGAUUCUUGUUUAUUUGUGGAAAUUAUUUACCGAGGAAUGGUGCACUCAGUGCUAAACGUGUUCACACGAUUAAGGGAAUUGAAUUGGAUUCAUUCAGCUGUUAUCAGUGAAUUAGUGAUGAUUUUUGAAUUAAUUGGGUGCGGAGUUAUCUGAUUGGGGUGUGUACCGGCGCUAUUUUCGAGGAGGUUGUCGCAGGGGAUUGCUAAUUGGGUCGGAGGAGUGAUUAUUAUACCCGUGAAAGCAUUUCCCUGUUCUGCUCGUAUAUCAGUUAUUAUCACUUCUUUUUUUUUCCUCUUGUAUUUCGCCGGUGAUUAAAAUUUCGCAUGGUGGAUGACAUUGACGAAUUCUAUCAGAAUUAUGUUCUUAAUAUGUCAUUAUACCCCCCAGAGAAAGGCUUUUUAUUUCACACUUUUCAAGUCAUUUGUUCAGAUGGAUAGAAUGCUUCAAUUUAAAUGUCUUCAUUAUGUGGAAUAAAUAAUUAAUUUAUUCUAAACGUGUUGCAGAAUUAGUUAUCAGCAUUCUUUCGUUUUUUUUCCUCUCGUAUUUUGAUACUGACUAGUGUCACAACAAUAGCGAUUAAAAGCUCGCAUGAUAGAUCAAAUUGAUACUCCGACUCGGUCGUGAUGUGUAGUUUGUUUUGUUAUUUUUCAGUUUUCUAUUCCUUGUCAUUUGAUAUUUAACAUUCUUGCGUUAUGCUGAAUAAUCAAUGACUCGGAGGAUCUCGAGGCAGUUUCAUCAUGCAGUCGUUGCGUGAUUGUCUCGAUCACCUAUUAAACGUGAUUGUUUGGAUAAUGUCAAUCUUUUGGAGAACGGGAAAUUCAUCGGUUUGGAAUUGAUUUAUUGGUCUUUGAUUUGAUUAUCAUUUUUCAUUAACGAUUUGUUUGAUUCAAAUGAAGAAUUAUUACAUAUUAAUGAAUUCGUUUGCUUCGCCGUCCAUACAAUAACUUCACUUCUAAUUAAUAAAAUAUCAAUUUUUCAUUCCAUUAAAGAAUUAUUCUCGUGACACCCUGAAAUUUUUAUCGUGUUCAAGUUCCACUAAAAUUUCAGUGAACUUUACAGUUUAUUUCAUGAAAUUUCGAAUUUGUAGCAGUAUUUGAAGAAAUUUCUUUUUCCUCAUUCUCUCUCCUCAUUAUCCACCUUCUGAAAAAGAUAUCUGUCAGAAGUUGACAAAGCCCCUAUCAAAGCAAAGAGCCCGUCUGUGGUUAGCCUUUUCCCGUCGUUCACUUCACAACCUCGACAAUAUUUUAGUUCAUCCUGGUUCCGACACUUUCCCCAUUGCUAUCUCAAUUGAAUGGAGAAAUUGAAAUGCUAAAUAAUUGGCAAUAAACCGAGUGAAACGCCUGCCACGUGACAAGGUGUACCGGGAUAGAGAGAGAGAGAGAGUGCACCGUUGUUUAUUUGAAGACGUUUCGGAGUGACACGUUGGACGAUGAGACCUGAGUGCUUGAUUUAUGUGGAGUUAUCGGUGUGGUAAUGUGUGGCUGGGUGAUGUGGGGGAAAGUGACGUUGAUGGGGCUAGUGCUGGAGAGUGAAUAUGGGAAUCGGUGAGAUGGAUCGAGGUAUUCCGAGCAGCACCCUCGCGACCUUGAGAGGUAUCCUGGUGAGCUCGCUAUCCAGGGAGAACCUUGGGCCUCAUGAUCUGGGGAUGAUCGAGGGAGGAGGAAAACUGAGGACUCGGAAAGUUCACUUUCGCGAAGCCGGAGCCGCUCCAGAGGAAACCAACCAAAGGUCCAGCUCUGCACACAAUCGCCACUCUCUCACGAAGGAGCAAACGAUGCAUUGGUUCGCCAAUGUUGGGGGUGACGAGGAAUCGUUGAAUUGGUCAGAUUCCAAGCGUCGCAGUCUCUACGACGAAGACUCCCUAGAUGGUGAUCAUCCUAAUGAGAAACAAGGACGAGAGUCAACGGGGGGAAGUGCAAAGGACCUAGACAGGGUGAAGUUGGUGAGGGAGAGGCAGAAUGAAGAGAGACAGAGGAAACUCGAGGAGCUCAGGAAUCAGGCACUUGCUGCGCAGAGGUUCAGGGAGCAGAGGGAGGAGGAACGAAGGAGACGCAUCGAUGAGCUCAGGUCGAGGGACAUGGAUAGAAGGACCCAAGUGGAAGAGCGAAAGCGUCUGAUAUGGGAAGCAGAACGAGAGAGAAGAGAGGCAAUACUCCGUAAAAAUCAGGAACGAGAGGCGCGCAUAGAAGCGAAGAAGAAGAACGAGAGAUCGCAUAUUGUGUUUGCAUUUGGUAGUUCAACUCCACGUAUGUUGGAGCCAGCGGAUACCGGUGGCUCGUCGUUCUGGGGCACCCGACGGGCAACAUCGACGACCAAUGUCAUGAUGUUUCCAGCGGCGCAACCCCUCACCAGGCGAUCCUCCGAGCGGGAGCUGGAUGGCGGCAGCAAGAAACGCGCCACCUCGGCUGGUGGGCUUGAUCGCAAACCCGGUGAAGAUAUGAGAAUGUCCUCGUCAAUGUAUGAGGUAUUCAAUUGGAAUUCUAGUCCCGAUCCUUCUUUAACCCAUGCAAAAAAUAAAAGAGCCAGCCUAUCGCUGCCUCCCACAACUGACAUCUUUGCCAUCGAUGAUAAAUCGGAUUGUGAUACUAGGCGUGCUACCGUACAACGCCCGGCCACCGGUGAUGAUAAUGAUGGAACACCGGGUACCCCAAGCUCAGUAUAUCUCCGUGUUAAUCGACGAAGAACCGAUCUGAUGCCGACGAUACCAUCGCCACGCGAUGGACCCUUAUCAUCGCGUAGCCCAAGCGCUAAGGCAUUCACACGUUCACCAGGUAGGACUUACUCAAUGUCGAGACUGGAUCAGCUUUCACAGCCACGGAAGCCACGCAUUAACGAACUGAGCACUCUUAAUGAGCAACAGCAGCCCCAUCAUAAUGGGGGACAGAAUUUGGGCGCAAGCAGCAUGAGUCGAAGCAUGUCGCACUUGGCUGCGCCCGGUUCAAAAACCCUCAAAAGAACCGAUAAUUCGCGUAGCAUGGGCACACUACCGGGUGCUGUACCAUUACUUAGGCCAACUAGGGCUGAGAAAUUGAGGAGAAAGGCGAGAGAACAGCAGAAUCAGCAGUAUCAGCAGUAUCAAGGUGUACGUAGUGGUGAGGUGACGCCGAACAGUCCAUCAAGACCCCACAGCUCCAUGAGUCAACAGAGUGGCAGCAGUGUGGCCAGCAGUAACGUCAAUCUGCGUCCGCGAACAUCAACACCGCGACGUCCGCGACCAGCUUCUAUUGCCGGAACUGGUGUUACAGUCACAGAGAGAAACAACUUGGGCGAAGCAAAGGCUGCAACGAAAGACUCAAAGCCCCCUCUGCCAAAGGUUCACACAACUCCAAAGAAACCCUCAACACCAAGAACAAGCACGGAGACCCCCAGGAAGCCAAGUGACAGAUUGAUAAAGAGUGCAAAAGCCUCGCCUCGUGUCACCCCUAAAGCUACACCACUCCAGAGUCCUGGGACCGAGCAACCGCCCCUAAUACGUCAGAACACAACCGAGAUAAUAAAGAACGAUAGUAAACAAGUGGGAGAAAUUAAAGUGGAAGAGAAACACGAGGAGAAGAGGGAUCAGGGGAGUGAGAAAUGUCAGGAUAUCGUUGAGACAAAUAAUCCCAUUGUCGAGGAGAGUGAUUCGUCGGUGGAGGCAAUUACAGUGGCUGCUCAGUCCACCACUACUCAGGAAGUGGUCCCCUCGGUUCCACCCAAGGAGGAAAUUGGGGAGAAAAAAUCAUCCCCAGAGCCCGAGGUCAAGACCGAGGGCGAUGUCGAGGAGAUUGUUGAUAUGUCUGCUUCAAUGAUUGCUAAAAUCAGAAUUACUACUGAGGAGGAGGCCAAGGCGGCAUUGGCGGAACGCAGGAGGCUUGCACGUGAACAGGCGGAGAGGGAGGCGGAAAUCGAACGACAACGCUUGGAGGAAGAGGAACGCCUCGAAAUGGAGAGACAACGCGCCGAGGAAGAGGAGCAACGUCGCUUGGAGGAGGAAACCCUCCGUUUGGCGAGUGAGGCUCGCGAGGCAGAGGAGCAGAGGCUGCAACUGGCAAUCGAGGAUGCUAAACGUCGUGAGGAGGAGGACAGAAAACGACGCGAGGAGGAGGCCCGACAAAAACUCGAGAAAGAGGAGGCUGAGCGCAAAGCCAGAGAGGAAGCUGAGAAACAACGGUUGGAAAUGGUUGAGCGACUGAAAAAGGAGGAGGAGGAGCGCAUUGCUAGACGUAAACGAGUUGAGGCUAUUAUGAAACGCACUCGAGGUGGAAAUAAUCAGGCUAAUACGACAACAAAGGGUGAUAACGGUGAUGGUGAUAAAUCAAAAGACGACAGUCCCAGUGACGAGUGCAAACCAAUGCCAGGAAUCAAAAGCGAGGAUGUUAUGACGGCGAGUCUAAUCUCCGAAGCUACUCAACAAUUAAUAAACGCUGAGCAGCAGGAUAAUCAUCCCGGAAAUAACAGUCCCACAGACGUUGUGCGUAACGGCACAACGCACAGCAAUGGCAUAAACGAUAUUAACAAAGCACUGCUUGAGAAUAAUCAGAGUAAUGUUGAGGGUGAAUUGAAUGGACAUCACACGAAUCAUGGAAAUGGCAUCAACACUCAAAUCACACUGGACAAUGCAACUGUAAAGCAAAACAACGUCACGAACAACCUGUUAGACCUAUCAGAGUUUGAUACACUGAGUAAUAGCAAUAAGGACCACCCGAUACUGGAGAUGUCGACAAAUUUAUCCAACGAGGAUUCCCUCAACUCAAAUUUAAAUCCAGGGGCAAUGCCCUUUACUCCCAUGGUCGUCAACCCCUUUGUGCCUGCAGCGACAAAUGCCAAUACAAAUCCGUUCCAGGAUAAUUUCACCAACAUCAAGACACAAGAUAAUAAUCAAUUACCAGAUCUUCUAUCAUAAAAGUUAUAAUGAAAAAAAAAAUACUUUGAUGAUGAAGAAUGAAGAGAGAUAAAACCACUGGAAUAAUUACCAGUUUGCCCCUGGCAAGCGUUUAGGUACCCCAAUGACGUUAUAAUGGUGAAAAUGAUGAUUGAGAUGAGUAAUUAUGAGUUGGAGGAAUGACACGUGUAAAUAAAGAGACGGCGCUUACCCAAAUAAACGUGAAAAGAUAAUUGGAAUGACAGCAGUGUUGGAUCUGCUGGGCCCCUCAACCCCAUGAAGACCUUUACGUAUAUAGAAUAUAUAAAAGAAUGAUAAAUUCUCCUCACCAGGAUCAUUACAACAGGAAUGAAGGAGAAAUGUAAAAUAAUAUAUAAUGUUAAUUUGAAUCGAUUAUACCUAUACAGUGGCAAACAUAGACGUCAGAUUAUGCUCGUCAUAGUAAUUAAAUGCUUACAGACACUAAACUAACUUUUUAGAGAGAAAAAAGAAAACAUUUAUGGGAUAAUGCCUAUUUAUAACAUAUUUGAUUGGAAAAAAAUGAAAAAAGCUAUAUAGCUAUAAAGCUGUGUGAUAUAUAUAUAUAUAUAUAUAUAUAUAUAUAUAUAUAUAUAUAUAUAUAUAUA
Molecule: messenger RNA, 5725 nt
Organism: Diachasma alloeum
Lineage: Eukaryota; Metazoa; Arthropoda; Insecta; Hymenoptera; Braconidae
Product: ensconsin
Exons: 15
Coding region: 1773-5120 (1115 amino acids)
Biological process (GO): microtubule cytoskeleton organization
Cellular component (GO): microtubule cytoskeleton
Source: RefSeq, a predicted model, not a curated record